CUGGUGUCACACCGUUUAUGUUCCGACGCUGCUGGCUGUCAGCCUGCCCGCUGCUCGGCUCUGAUAGCCGGUGAUGCUGCCAGUCGCGACGCGGACAGAGAUGGAGUUCAGCCGCAGAAGCAGCGAACUGUUGGACGGAGUUUGAGACAAAGGGAGGGCGGUUGGCGUUAGUUCACCGCCUGAACUGACCGCCCGGUGGGCUUAUUUCCUUUUUUAUACUGUUAACAGAGAAAUAGAGAAAAGUGCCGGUGAAGAUGAAGCUGCUGAAGCCGAGCUGGGUCAGCCACAACGGCAAACCCAUUUUUUCUGUGGACAUCCACCCAGAUGGGACAAAGUUUGCAACAGGUGGACAAGGGGAGGACUCCGGGAAGGUGAUGAUCUGGAACAUGGCGCCUGUCCUCAGAGAGGAAGAUGAGAAGAAUGAGAAUAUUCCUAAAAUGCUCUGUCAGAUGGACAAUCACUUAGCCUGUGUGAACUGCGUGCGCUGGUCCAACAACGGGCUUUGCCUGGCUUCAGGAGGAGAUGACAAGUUGGUCAUGGUGUGGAAGAGAGCAGCGUUGAUCGGUCCAAGCACUGUGUUUGGGUCAAGCAGCAAGCUGGCCAACGUGGAGCAGUGGAGGUGUGUGACCAUCCUGAGGAACCACACCGGAGAUGUGAUGGAUGUGGCCUGGUCUCCUCACGACGUGUGGCUGGCCUCCUGCAGUGUGGACAACACCAUCGUCAUCUGGAACGCUCGAAAGUUCCCAGAGAUGAUCACCUGCCUGCGAGGGCACACAGGACUGGUUAAAGGUCUGACCUGGGAUCCAGUUGGGAAGUACAUCGCCUCCCAGGCCGACGACCACAGCCUGAAAGUGUGGAGGACCGUGGAUUGGCAGAUGGAGGCAAACAUCACCAAACCCUUCAGUGAGUGCGGUGGAACGACCCACAUCCUGCGUCUCUCCUGGUCUCCAGAUGGUCAGUACCUGGUUUCCGCCCACGCCAUGAACAACUCUGGCCCCACCGCUCAGAUCGUGGAGAGAGACGGCUGGAAGACCAACAUGGACUUUGUCGGCCAUCGCAAAGCCGUCACUGUGGUGAAAUUCAACCCAAAGAUCUUUAAGAAGAAACAGAAGAACGGCAGCUCUCCGAAGCCCAGCUGUCCUUACUGCUGCUGCGCCGUGGGAAGCAAAGACCGCUCGCUCUCCGUCUGGCUCACCUCACUGAAGCGCCCUCUGGUGGUCAUCCAUGAUCUGUUUGAUAAAUCAAUAAUGGACAUUUCCUGGACCCUGACAGGUCUGGGGAUGGUGGUAUGUUCAAUGGACGGUACUGUGGCCUACCUGGACUUCUCCCUGGAUGAACUGGGAGACCCUCUGAGUGAGGAGGAGAAGAACACCAUCCACCAGAACAUCUACGGGAAGAGCCUGGCCAUCACCAACACCGAGGUUCAUCUUUCCACCACCAUCAUCGAGAACCCUGAGAUGCUCAGAUAUCAGCAGGAGCGCCAGAACUAUGCGCAGACCAAUGCCGGAGCAGCUGCUGCAGCCACCACCGGGCCUGAAUCCACUGCUCCAAAGGUCAACAGUGUCAUGAACGGAGAGUCUCUGGAGGACAUCAGGAAGAACCUUUUGAAGAAGCAGGUUGAGACGAGAACGGCUGAUGGAAGAAGACGAAUCACUCCGCUUUGCAUCGCUCAGCUGGACACGGGGGAUUUCUCCCCGGCUCUGUUCAACAGCGCUCCCAUUCUGCCAUCUGGUUCUUCCAUGUCCAAUCAGCUCGCUCCUCAGCUCAACUCAGACUCCAGCCCAGGACAGCCCUCCUCUAUGGGUGUGAGGCCAAACCAGGACGGCGUCCUCACCUCACCGCCUGCCAACAGUGGCACCAAAGGCCUGGAGAACGACAAAGACGGGCUGAAGUCCAGUCUGCUGCUCACGUCAGCCUCCAAAAUCGAGCCGAUGAAAGCCCUGGACUCCCGCUUCACAGAGAGGUCAAAGGCCACGCCUGGGAUCCCAUCAGCCAUCUCCUCCACAGCCGGACUCACCCCUCUGGAGAGACCGAAGGACGCUGUCUCUGCCCUGAAGGACACCAAAACCAAAGAAGAAACCAGCAGCGACAGUGAAGACAAGAUGGCCGCCAUCAACAAGAACUUGACGUUCGCCAAGAGGAAACCUGAACUGCUGCUGGAUGGAGGAGAAGUGGUGGAGAAGAGGAAGAAGGGACGGCCAAGGAAAGACAAGAUGGCCGCCACCGUCCCUCAAACGUUCACCCAGAUAACUCCUCCUCCACCUGAACGGGAGCCCAGCAGGGCUGCAGCUCCUCCACCUCCUGCAGCUGUUCUCAGACUGCCCACUCCGAGUCCACAGAAGGCCUUCAGACUGCAGGUGAGCAUGGAGCCGUCCGUGUUCCUGGAGGUGGAGAAUGAGGUGUCGCUGGUUGCUGGUUCGAAGCUCAGCCAGCUGCGGUGCUCCAGAGACGGACGGGACUGGAACACGCUGCUGCCUAGCUCUGUGCUCAUUGCUGCGGGGAGCAGCGACAUCCUUGCUGUCGCCUGUGACGACAGGAUGUUGUCGGUGUUUUCAAGCUGCGGGCGCCGCCUCCUCCCUGCCAUCCAGCUGGCCACGCCGGUCUCUGCAGUGCAUUGCUCCUCCCACUUCGUCAUGGCUCUGACCGCCGGAGCGACGCUGUCUGUCUGGGAUGUUCAGAGGCAGAAGGCUCUGGUGAAGAACGAGUCUCUGCAGACGAUUUUAUCUGGUGCUGACACCACAGUGUCUCAGUCUCUGCUGACCCAGCAGGGCAUUCCGAUCAUCGGACUGUCCAACGGGAAGUCCUACUGCUUCAGCUUGUCUCUGGAAACAUGGACUCUGAUCGCAGAUAAAGGAGACUCUCUGAUCCAGUGUGCCGACUUCAGGAGCUGCCUUCCUUCCCAGGAUGCACCUGCGUCCUUGGGACCGCUGGCUGUCAUGCAGGGACGCAACCUUCACGCUGGGCGGCUGGCAUCCCGUCUGUCGUCCACGCCGCACCUCCUCCAGCAGAGCAUGACGCUCGCCUUCCUGGAGAACCAGCUGGCGUCCGCCCUGACGCUGCAGUCGUCGCAGGAGUACCGCUACUGGCUGCUGAUCUACGCCCGCUUCCUCGUCAAUGAAGGUUCUGAGUAUCGUCUCCGGGAACUCUGUAAAGAACUUCUGGGUCCGGUCCACAAAUCAGCUGCUUCAUGCUGGCAACCAGCAACUUUGGGGCUGCACAAACGGGAGCUGUUGCGGGAGGUUCUACCCGUCAUCGGAGAAAAUCUGCGGUUUCAGAGACUUUUCACAGAGUAUCAGGACCAGCUGGAGCUGCUACGUGUCAAAUAACAUCCAGACUGACCCACAAACACUCUCACACAGACUGAAUGAAACCAGUCAGGUUUGGUCCCACUCGGCCCGCUUCGGGUAAACUCACACAGGGUGCUUGGAGUCGCUUCUCUAGCUGAGGCCCAGGAAACAGAACCGUUUUCUGGGACCUUAAAACAUGUCUGCCACUGUUUGGACACCGGACCUCUUCAGAACCCACCGUCGCUCUUCAGAACCCACCGUCACUCUUCAGAACCCACCGUCGCUCUUCAGAACCCACCGUCGCUCUUCAGAACCCACCGUCGCUCUUCUUAUUCCAGAUUUCCUUUAAUUUGACUUUGUUUCUUUUUUCUUCUGCAUUUCCUCGUCCCUGACCUGUGCUCAUCCUCUGGGUUUUCCAAUCAGGAAUUUCUGAAGGUAAAUCCAGGGAGAAGGGAAGUGAAAGGUUGGACCCACCUGCUCCUCCUCAGAACCAAAGCCGAGCAGCAUAAAAAGGCAGACCGCUCGAACCAAAGUGUCGUCUGCAAGCAUUGGAUGGUCCAGACAGAGAAGCUCAGUGAGUUUUUACAGGUUUACUGCUGAUCAGCCUGAGAGCACUUAAUGAUGUUUAAAGAACAGAAUCCCAAACGGAUCGCUCCAACUGAACCAGCUGCUUUCAUUUCUGUUUGCUUUCGCCGAUGGAAACCAGUUCCCCCACAGCAGAGAGAAUAUUCCCGGCAGUUUCUGAGUACUGACCUGGACCUCAUGUCAGUUGAGCAAUGAAGUAGGAAAAAUGAAGACCUCUGCUGUUACUGUCCUGCAGGAAUCCCUCUAGAUGUUCUGCUUUUUAGACAAUAUUAUGUCAGAAUCAGGUGAAAAACUGUCGUCAGUCACUUAAUAAUCAGGAAGCUCAGAUGUUUUAAAGGUUAGAAACUUCAUCAUGAGGCAAUGGGAGAAGUUGUAGCUGCUGGUUGCUUCAAUAGAAGCUGUGGGGAAACGGAGACGGCUGCAGAUUUUGGAAUAACUGCACCCAGAAUCUGAAAACCACAUGAAAAUUUGCUUUCGUCUCAUAAAUGUUUUUUAGUUUUGGGUUUCUGCAGCGAUCAGAGAUGAAGCAGCAGAGCCAGCCGGUGGCAGCAGAGGUUAACGUUUAGUCAGAGUGUCGCAGUGUUAACGCUCCCUUCGCUUCCUUAAUGUCCAUCUGUACAAAGUUUCACUGGUUUCUUUCUCCUGCUUCUUUUUGUGUUGUUUUCAAAUGUUUGUAAAUGUUUUUCGUAUGUUUUUUUUUUUUUUAUUUUAUAUGAAAAAGGAAAUAAAAUAAAGUUGCAGCAAUUUUGUUUCGGAGCAAAAAUGAAGAUUAAAAAGUGGAACUAAUGAA
Girardinichthys multiradiatus is the source of this 4662-nucleotide messenger RNA. Its product is annotated as protein HIRA. Lineage: Eukaryota; Metazoa; Chordata; Actinopteri; Cyprinodontiformes; Goodeidae. Gene Ontology annotation, molecular function: protein binding; nucleosome binding. The record is from RefSeq and is a predicted model, not a curated record. Gene Ontology annotation, biological process: chromatin remodeling; DNA-templated transcription; regulation of DNA-templated transcription. The transcript has 25 exons. Bases 255 to 3326 code for a protein of 1023 amino acids. Gene Ontology annotation, cellular component: nucleus; HIR complex.